Molecule: messenger RNA, 924 nt
Organism: Fraxinus pennsylvanica
Lineage: Eukaryota; Viridiplantae; Streptophyta; Magnoliopsida; Lamiales; Oleaceae
Source: the annotation of a GenBank genome assembly
AUGGCCCAAGAACCCACCGAGAAUACUGAAACAAUCAAGUAUGCUGUUGUUACUGGUUCAAACAAAGGGAUUGGAUUUGAAAUAUGCAGGCAGUUGGCUUCCCAUGGAAUUACAGUGGUGUUGACUGCCCGAGAUGAGAAGAAGGGUCUUGAAGCUGUUGAGAAACUCAAGGAUUCUGGUUUUUCUGAUAAAAUAAUCUUUCAUCAACUUAAUGUUAUGGAUCCAGCAAGUGUCAAUUCCCUCGCUGAAUUUGUUAAAUCCCAGUUUGGAAGGCUCGAUAUCUUGGUGAAUAAUGCUGGAGUUGGUGGAGCCAAUGUCGAUAGUGAUGCUCUAAUAGCUAGGAGAGGCGCUGCUGCUGCGACGGGUGGGGCACAAAUUAACUGGAGUGAGAUAAUGACUCAACCAUAUGACUUAGCAGUGGAAUGUUUGCAAACAAACUUUUAUGGUGCAAAGAGAACUAUUGAAGCUUUGCUUCCCCUACUCCAGCUAUCCAAUUCACCACGGAUUGUAAAUGUUUCCUCUUCAAUGGGAAAGUUAAAGAAUAUACCCAAUGAGUGGGCUAAAACUGUGCUGAAUGAUGCUGAAAGCCUCACAGAAGAGAGUAUCGAUCAGGUGCUGAACGAGUUUCUGAAAGACUUCAAGGAAGAUUCCCUGGAAAACAAAGGCUGGCCUCGUUUUUUGGGGGCAUACAUGCUGUCAAAAGCAGCCAUGAAUGCUUACACAAGAAUUCUGGCAAAGAAGCACCCUAAUUUUCAGGUCAAUUGUGUGUGCCCUGGCUUUGUUAAAACGGAUAUUAAUUACAAUACAGGCAUAUUGACAGUUGAAGAAGGUGCAGAAAGUCCGGUAAGGUUGGCUUUGCUGCCUGAUGACGGCCCGUCUGGCUUGUUCUUUGUGAAGAAGGAAGUGUCGUCUUUCGUGGAGUAA